Messenger RNA from Scomber scombrus (Atlantic mackerel), 1197 nucleotides. It is a transcript of the gene hapln4, whose product is annotated as hyaluronan and proteoglycan link protein 4. Lineage: Eukaryota; Metazoa; Chordata; Actinopteri; Scombriformes; Scombridae. Gene Ontology annotation, biological process: cell adhesion. Gene Ontology annotation, molecular function: hyaluronic acid binding. The transcript is spliced from 7 exons. The record is from RefSeq and is a predicted model, not a curated record. The coding region runs from base 1 to 1197 and encodes 398 amino acids.
AUGAAGUUUCCAAAGCAGCCCCUACUGCUGACUUUUGGGGAAAUGUUCUUUGUGGUUUUCAUCCUGACCUCUGCCCUCUCAGUGACCUCCCUGCCCUCGGACAUAGAGAAAGGAAGGAGAAAAGUGGUACAUGUACUUGAGGAUGACACGGGAGCUGUGAUUGUGCAGACAGCUCCUGGUAAAGUGAUGACACACCGUGGUGGCUCCAUCACUCUGCCAUGCCGUUUCCAUCAUGAGCCAGAGAACACGGAUCCUGCUCGCAUUCGGAUCAAAUGGACCAAGGUGACAGAUGCACUGCAGUUUGAAGACGUCUUUGUGGCACUUGGGAGACAGCAGCGUGUGUUUGGAUCAUACAGAGGCCGCGUGUUUUUAGAGGAGGCGGGACCAGGUGAUGCUUCAGUGAUCAUCCAAAAUGUCACACUGGAUGACUAUGGACGCUAUGAGUGUGAGGUCACUAAUGACAUGGAAGACGACACAGGAUUUGUCAACCUUGACCUCGAAGGAGUUGUGUUUCCCUACUACCCCCGUGAGGGCCGCUAUAAGCUCAACUACCACCAGGCUGAGGAUGCCUGCAAACAGCAAGACGCUAUUCUGGCCUCUCACCCUCAACUGCACAAAGCCUGGCUGGAAGGACUAGACUGGUGUAAUGCUGGAUGGUUGGAGGACGGCUCAGUCCAGUACCCUAUCUCUCACCCCAGAGACCAAUGCGGCCGCAAGGACACCCCUGCUGGUGUUCGUAACUAUGGCUACAGGCACAAGGAGGAUGAGCGCUACGACGCUUUCUGCUUCACCUCCAAACUCAAUGGCAAAGUGUACUUCCUCAAACGGUUUAAGAAGGUGAACUAUGCAGAGGCGACAAAGGCUUGCAUUCGAGAUGGUUCAGUGGUGGCCAAAGUGGGUCAGCUAUAUGCAGCAUGGAAGUUCCAGCUGCUGGACCGCUGUGAAGCUGGCUGGUUGGAAGAUGGCAGCAUCCGUUACCCCAUAGUCAACCCUCGUUCCCGCUGUGGAGGAUCACAUCCAGGUGUCCGACACUUGGGCUUUCCUGAUAAAAAAUUCCGCCUCUAUGGGGUCUACUGUUUCCGCGAGAACAAGGAUGAAAUGGCAGGUGGUAUUGAAACGACAAAAAGCCCUAAAGAUAGUUUGACAUGGAGGAAUAGCAGCAACAGCAUCCCAAUGAAUGCUACAAGGGUGAUUUAA